Messenger RNA from Salvia hispanica, 896 nucleotides. RefSeq lists its product as uncharacterized. Gene Ontology annotation, molecular function: calcium ion binding. Lineage: Eukaryota; Viridiplantae; Streptophyta; Magnoliopsida; Lamiales; Lamiaceae. The record is from RefSeq and is a predicted model, not a curated record.
AAUUGGAAAAUCUUUGACGCUGGUUGAGUUGGUCGUCGCCAAAAACAUAUACACAUUGCCGGCAUUCCAGAUUGACCUCUAAAUCUACCACCCCAACUUCUUGAUCCGCCAUUUUUUUAAAUUUCAAGCUGCUCCAAACCUAAUUUAUUCUCUCUCUAGGACUCACGACACUAUAAUUUAUCAUGGGCAACAGCUCAUCCAUGCUCACUCAGUACGACAUUGAAGAGGUCCAAGAACACUGCAACAACACCUUUUCCCAGCAGGAGAUAGUUUCACUAUACCAGAGGUUCUGCCAGCUGGACAGGAACGGAGGCGGCUUCAUCUCCGCCGAUGAGUUUAUGACUGUGCCUGAAUUUGCAGUCAAUCCCCUCUCCCAGAGACUGUUAAGGAUGCUGGAUGGGCUAAAUUUCAAGGAAUUUGUAUUAUUUCUAUCUGCCUUUAGUUCUCGAGCAAGCUUGCAGCUGAAAGUUGAAUUUAUUUUUAAGGUUUACGAUUCUGAUGGUAACGGAAAGGUUAGUUUCAAUGAUGUUCUGGACAUAUUGCGGGAUUUAACAGGUCAAUUUAUAGCUGAACAUCAGAGAGAGCACGUUCUUACCCAAGUUCUUGAGGAAGCAGGCUACACAAAAGAUUCUCUAUUAGUUCCAGCUGAUUUCAUGAAGAUCCUGGGAAGUUCUGAUUUGAAGAUGGAAGUUGAAGUUCCAGUAGAUUAGAGAUGAGAAACGAUAUUUUUCAACUUAUUUAUCUGUGGAAUUUAUGUUCAUGACAUUUGAUCCAUCAUGUUUUAAGACACUUACCUGCAGAUUCGACGUUGUCUACUUCGUGCUACAACUCUUGGAUGCUUGAUUGUUCUUGUUACAAAUAUUUAUAUAAAAUAUCAAAGUUCCGUUGGUUUGAAA